Molecule: messenger RNA, 1445 nt
Organism: Rhodotorula graminis WP1
Lineage: Eukaryota; Fungi; Basidiomycota; Microbotryomycetes; Sporidiobolales; Sporidiobolaceae
Product: glycoside hydrolase family 128 protein
Exons: 7
Coding region: 1-1260 (419 amino acids)
Biological process (GO): fungal-type cell wall polysaccharide metabolic process
Cellular component (GO): fungal-type cell wall
Source: RefSeq, a predicted model, not a curated record
AUGUACCUCAACACGCUCCUCUCGAUGGCGCUCCUGGCGAGCGCUGCUCUCGCGGCAUCGUCCAAGAGCGCCGCUCCCGACCUCGCGAGGCUCGAGCGCCAACUCGCGUCGGCCAAGUACCAGGCGACGCUGGCCGCGCGCCUCGUCAAGCGCACCAAGACGUACGCCCAGUCGGCGAGCACCGAGCACAAGCGCUCCGUCUUUGUCGAGCGCGAGCGGCGGUGGGCAGCCGAGACGGCCAGGCUCGAGCGCCUCCUCAAGCGGCAGACGACCCUCGUCUCCGCGUCGCAGGCGAGCGUGUCGCGCACGUCGGCCGCCGUCACGUCGACCUCGAGCAAGGUCGUGCGCCCGACGACGACGACGACGACGAGCAAGCUGGUCCGCGUCACGACCACGAGCCGUUCGACUUCCACCGCGACGACCCGCUUCACGACGACCACUACAACUCGCUCGACGACCGCAACGACUCGCACGACGACCUCGACGACCACGCGUUCUACCAACUCGGCGUCCAAGUCUGCGACUGCCUCUGCGACGCGCUCGACAGCUGCGCCCGUCGCCACGCUCUCGUCGGGCGCGUCGAAGAAGAAGGGCGUCGGCUACAACGAUGCGGCCCUCACCAAAAACCUCGCCAUUUCGUGGGCCUACAACUGGGGCCAGCUCCCCGAGGGCACGCUCAGCCCGGGCGUCGAGUACAUCCCGAUGCUGUGGAGCGACAACGCCGGCGACUGGUUCGUCAACGCGCAGAAGGCCAUCGACAACGGCUCGAAGUACCUGCUCGCCUUCAACGAGCCCGACCUCGUCGGGCAGGCCGACAUGACCGUCGCGGCCGUCGUCGCCGGCUGGAAGAAGUACAUGAGUCCGUUCAAGGGCAAGGCCAAGCUCGUCUCGCCCGCCGUCACCAACGGCGGCGCUCCUCUAGGUCGCGACUACCUGGCGGCCUUUUUCGACGCUUGCCCGACCUGCCUCGAGGAGACGGACGCCAUCGCUCUGCACUGGUACGACGCGGCAUGGAACACGGGCUACUUCACGAACUACCUGCAAGAGGCGCACACGCGGUUCGGCAAGCCAAUCUGGCUCACCGAGUUCGCCGGCAGUGGCACCGUCGCCGAGCAGCAGGCCUUUUUCGCGACCGUCUUGCCGUGGAUGGAGAAGCAGCCCUGGAUCGAGAGGUACGCCGGGUUCGGCGACUUUGUCGGCACCUACGUCAACUCGGACGCGUCCCUCACGGCCCUCGGCGAGGCCUACUCGUCCAAGUAAAGGCCUGCCGCGCACGGGCCUGCCGCGCACGGGCCUGCCGCGCACGGGCCUGCCGCCGGCCUCCUUUUCCUCUCGCGCAUCUCUCGAUCCCCCUCUUGGUUCUUGUCCCUGUCGACGCGACGCCAGUGGCGCGAGCUCUGGUAGCCUCCCAUCCCUUGCAAUCGGUCACGGACCCUCUCCUUCUC